AAUUAAGUGAUUAUUGAAUUGUGAAGCAAAAAUUUUGGAAAAUUGAUAAAUGAUGGUUAGUUUAUAACCCUAAUUGGUAAUCAGCAGUUUAACACAAGUGAAUAGUGUACUUUACCGCCCCCCAAACUUCAAUUCGAAUUUGCCCAAUCUGUCUUCGAAUCCAAUAAAAUAAUAUUUACGCAAACACAUAAGCUCUGUUCAAAGAAAACUAGAAUUAAACGAUCAUGGAAGGAGAAGGAAGCUCAGAGAUAGAGACAAACACAGACUCUCUUGACAAUUCAAUAAUCUUCCACGUCAUCAAGAACACUGUAGGCUUCAUCCUCUACAUGCACCAGCAGAUCCCUUCCGUUUUGCAGGAUAUAACUCUGGAAUACGAUAGUUUAAAAGAGGAGUAUGAAGAGAUGAUGGCUGUUGCACAAGCUGAAGCCAAGGCGUCUACUAAAAGAAAACAUAUUAGUAGAAUGAGAGAGGUUAGAAUUGGGAUUAAGAGAUUUGACAAGUUGAUUAGUACAAUUACUGGGCUUGAAACUGCAUUACAGCUGAUAAUUAGUGGAAUUCCUGGCUUAGAGAGUUUCAUUUUGAUUCUUGGAGCUAGUCCAUUACGGCCACAGCAAGUAUAUGAACUGAGCUUUUCACAUGGAAAUUCUCUUCCUGGUGCUCAUACUGAUUUUGCUAAAACUAAAGCAGCGGAAGGACUUUCAAGAAAGGUGAUUCGAGCUCUGAUUACGAAGGGUGCUGGCUCUGGUUCCUAUCCAGGUCCUACUAAGUUGUUUUUGUUGGUGAAAGCUCCAUCUUCUUUCCAUUUUCCUUUGCAAUUUCUACCAAAACGUGACUUCAGAUAUAGUAAAAAGAUUGUGCCAGUCAAAUUGCGAGUCAAGUGCAAAAGCCAAAAUCUGCAAAUGGAUGCUCCUGAUUAUGCUUGUCAAAAGUGCAGUUCCAUCAGCUCAGGGGACUCUGCUUCGCAUGAGUUAAUUUGGUUUCAAUGUCGACAUGUUAUUAAAGGCCUGGCGUUCAAGACUCCAACAGAAGAGUGAAAGAAAGUAAAGUUCAUCAUCUAUGUAUAGAGCCCAUUUGCUGUCAACUCCGCUGUAGCUUCAUUUAAAGGUCUCUUGCAGUUUUCAAAGGUUGAAAACAAGUUAAUCAAUUUAAUUUGCUCAUGUACACUAGGGCAUCCUUUGCCAGGCAUUAGAUAUCAUGGUCGCUGGUCAGUAGUUCUCAAACGAUUUUCUCUAACCAUUAAAAUUGAAUGUACCACUUAAACUUUACUGUUUUAAGUUCUUUAUUGUUUGAUGUUACUAGUAUAGGAGUAACAUAUUUAUUCCCUGUUGGUCUAUUUCUAACUCUAAAGGUGCUCUCCUCUAAUGUAUGACAAGCAAUCAUGAGGGAAUUAAUAAGCAAUCGUAAAUGUGAAAUUGCUUUUGUAUUGCUUUAUA
This is a messenger RNA of Ricinus communis (castor bean), 1433 nucleotides long. RefSeq lists its product as uncharacterized. The transcript is spliced from 6 exons. Gene Ontology annotation, biological process: regulation of exit from mitosis. NCBI's taxonomy places the organism in Eukaryota, Viridiplantae, Streptophyta, Magnoliopsida, Malpighiales, Euphorbiaceae. Bases 225 to 1034 code for a protein of 269 amino acids. The record is from RefSeq and is a predicted model, not a curated record. Gene Ontology annotation, cellular component: nucleus.